AUGUGCAGCGUCAAGUCCUUCCUGCUGGACCAGUCCAAAGUCCUCGUCAUCGGCGCAGGGGGUCUUGGCUGCGAAAUCAUUACAAAUCUGGCGCUGAGUGGGUUCAGGGACAUUCACGUCAUCGACAUGGAUACAAUCGAUGUCAGUAACCUCAACAGGCAGUUCCUCUUCCGAGAGAAGGACGUAGGACAGCCCAAAGCAACGACCGCGGCCGAGUUUGUCAUGAAGAGAGUGCCCGGCGUCAAGGUGACCCCUUACUUUGGCAAGAUUCAAGACAAAGACGAAGACUACUAUAUGCAAUUCAACCUUGUCAUCUGCGGUCUGGACUCGGUAGAUGCUCGCCGCUGGAUUUCGGCAACACUGGUGAACAUGGUCGAUCCAGAAAACCCCGAGUCGCUCAAACCGCUCAUCGACGGUGGUACAGAAGGUUUCAAAGGUCAAGCUCGUGUCAUCCUGCCCACCAUUACGAGCUGCUACGAAUGCUCACUAGACAUGCUCAAUAAGCAGACUGUGUACCCUAUUUGCACAAUUGCAAACACUCCAAGGCUGCCGGAGCAUUGCAUCGAAUGGGCUAGCGUUCUAGAGUGGCCUAGGCUGAUGGGAGACAAGAAGCUGGACAAGGACGACCCGGAUCACAUCUCCUGGUUACUGGAAAGAGCGCAGACCAGAGCCAAGGAACAUAACAUCGAGGGUGUGACAUACUCUCUCACACAAGGGGUAGUGAAGAACAUCAUCCCAGCCAUCGCUUCGACCAAUGCCAUCAUUGCGGCGGCCUGUACUCAAGAAGCCUUCAAAAUUGCCACGACUUGCAACCCUUUCUUGAACAACUACAUGAUGUAUACCGGCAACGAAGGUGUAUACACCUACACCUUUGAACACGAGAAGAGAGAGGAAUGUCCCGUCUGCGGUGGGGAGAGCCGAGAGUUUGUGGUCGGCAAAGACUGGAAGUUUGAGCGAGUGCUGGAGAUGCUGCGAGAGAUCCAAGACCUGCAGAUCAAAAGGCCUUCGCUCUCUUCAGCCCGCUCGGGACCUCUCUACUAUCAGGCGCCUCCACAGCUCGAAGAAAGCACGCGGCCCAAUCUGGAGAGACUAUGUGGAGAGCUGCUAGAAGAGGAAGAAGAGUUGACUGUCACGGAUGCUAGUCUGCCCUUCACCCUGACUUUGCGGAUCAAGUUUGAGUAG
Molecule: messenger RNA, 1182 nt
Organism: Microstroma glucosiphilum
Lineage: Eukaryota; Fungi; Basidiomycota; Exobasidiomycetes; Microstromatales; Microstromataceae
Exons: 4
Coding region: 1-1182 (393 amino acids)
Biological process (GO): protein neddylation
Cellular component (GO): cytoplasm; nucleus
Molecular function (GO): NEDD8 activating enzyme activity
Source: RefSeq, a predicted model, not a curated record